CCAUUUGUUAACGGCAAUCGCCAUUAGCAAACGCACUCUCUUUUCGUCUUCGAUCCGUUUGCUUUGCCGGCUUCUAGUCACGUGCAGUGCUCUAAUUAUCCACAAACAUCUAUAAAUUACAAUGGCCGAUGAAUAUUUCUUUGCGUUAACGCUGAAAGGCGCGAAGGCUAGCGAGGUGUGGGACCCAGAAGCAAAAGGCGCUGAAGACUACCAGGGUGGCCACAAGUUGAUCAUUAAGCAGGCGUUGAUCGGGCCAGAAGCCACAGAAGGAGAGGUGAAUGUGGUGCAGGUUGAAGCCAUGACUUGGAAAGACUCUGUUAAAAUACCGAUAGCCUCGUUGAAAGCCGGUGGAGCAAACAACCAAGUGCUUUUAGAUUUGUCAUUCCCUGAUCCUCCAGUUACGUUCAGCCUGGUGCAAGGAAACGGACCUGUACACAUUAUUGGACACCAUUUGAUCGGUAGCCCGAUUGAAGAGUUUGACGAAAUGGACGAGAUGGAGGAGGAGAUGAUCGAGGACGAGGAAGGGGAAGAAGGGGCUGAUGAAAUGAAGAAUAGUAGAAAAAACAAACGAAAAAUUUCAAAUGGAAAGUCUAGUGAUAAGGAGGAGGAUGAAGAUGAUGAAGAACCUAAAAGCAAAAAAGCUAAAACAGUUAAUAAUUCAAAAGGAAAGACUCCUGUUAAGAACAACAGCAAGGCAAAGAAGUAAUUAAGUUUUUCUCUUUUUUUAAUCAUUUCAUUUUAUCAUUAAUACUGUUUGUCUCAUCGGAAUUGGACUUUAUUUUUGUGACCUUUUUUAAAGGACCAUAACAGUAGGUGAUGUUGAAGUGUUUUGACAUUGUCCAAUUUCUUUUAUUCCAUAAGUAAUUUUUAUGUGAAGUAUGUAAGAUGAAAGAAACCUUUUAGGUAUUUAUUUGUGAAAUUCAGUUGUUUGUAUAUACUACAAUCUCAUUAAAAUAGUUUUUUUCUAAUAAAA
Messenger RNA from Zophobas morio, 973 nucleotides. RefSeq names its product nucleoplasmin-like protein. Lineage: Eukaryota; Metazoa; Arthropoda; Insecta; Coleoptera; Tenebrionidae. The coding region runs from base 122 to 706 and encodes 194 amino acids. Gene Ontology annotation, molecular function: histone binding; RNA binding; chromatin binding. Gene Ontology annotation, cellular component: nucleolus; nucleoplasm; cytoplasm. Gene Ontology annotation, biological process: chromatin remodeling. The record is from RefSeq and is a predicted model, not a curated record. The transcript has 4 exons.